CUUGUUCCGACUAGUAUUUGAACGAGGCACUUAGCCUACCUGCAAUGGCGAUUUCCGUCAUUGGUGCAGGUUGAAAGUUGCUCAUGAGAAGUCAACAUUAACCUAAAUGUAGCAGGCGUAAAAUUAACCGUCCCCAUAGGCAAUUGGCUUUCAAGACAUAGGGUAACAUAUUUGGUUGGCCGAUGUUCCUAUUUAUUGCAGAAAUUUAAAGAGACAUCCUUAAACACAUCCUGCACAAUGGCCGACAGCGGGAAGACUGUGCCCAGUACAGCCACAACCCAGCCAACUAAUGGAGACCUGCAGAGUGUUGUGUCCCGRGUGGGCAGCAUACCCCUGGUGAGCUCUGCGUGUGGUGUAGUGUCCAACGCCUACAGCAGCACUAAGGACAGCGUGCCCCUGCUGAAGGGGGUCAUGGAGGCUGUCGAGAGCGGGGUGCGCACUCUUGGGGCAGCCACCACAACCGGCUCCAAGCCACUCCUGGACAGACUGGAGCCACAGAUUUCUGUGGUGAAUCAUUAUGCUAUGAUGGGACUGGACAAGGUGGAAAAACUGCAAAUCCUCCAGCAGCCAGCUGAUAAGCUAGUUUCAGAUACAAUAGGCAUGAUGUACCAGUCGAUGAGUGGGACAAAGGAGGCUAUGACUGGGGCUGUAACCGGGGCCAAAGAAACCAUGACUGGGGCUGUAAUGUCGGCAGUGUUCGGGGGUGUGGAGAUGACCCAAGCAGCAGCCAGUGGAUUGUUCAGCUCAUUCAUGGUGACCGGUGUGGGCCAGAUGGUCAGCAGUGGGGUGGGCCUGGCCCUCAGCCACUCUGAGAACUGGGUGGACCAUAACCUGCCUCUCAGCGACAGAGAGCUGGCUGCUUUGGCGGAGCCUGCAACAGGUGAGGUGACUACUGCACCAGUGGUGGGCUCUAGCUACUUUGUCCGUCUGGGAAAGCUGUCCUCCAAGGUGCAGGAGCGGGCCCUGGAGCAGUCCCUGGUAAGAGCCCGGCACGCCAGAGAUGCCACAUACGCAACUUUGACACAGAUCACCAGCACCUUGGACCUGCUGGAGAAAGCCCGCUCCACCCUGGCCACUGCCAACCACCAGCUGGGAGGGGCACCAGAGCAGCUGCUGCAGCGCUGGAAGGAGUGGCAGGAGAAACAGCCUAAAGAUGGAGGGGUAGAGAUGGGGGAGGUGGAUGUUCCCAAAGACCAGACUGAGCAGUUGGAGUGGCGAACCCUCUCGAUGGUGCGUMGUCUCAGUGACCAGUUGCGGUCUGCAUGCUCUGGGGUGGUGUCCAGCGCCCAGGGCUUACCCGGUGCUGUCCAGGACCAGCUGGCAAARGCACGGAAAGCGGCUGAAGAACUGCACUCCUCCCUGGGSAACACUAGCACCCUCACACCCCCCCUCCUGGAGCAGACCCGUCACCAUCUAACACAGGUGCGACAGUCUCUGGAUGGUGUCGUAGAGUAUCUGCUCAAUAACACUCCUCUCAACUGGCUGGUGGGACCCUUUGCACCCCAGAUCACAGAGAAGGGGGAGGGCGGGCGGGCUGGCUGCGAAUAAGAGGGCCUCUCAGAACUAGGAUUAGAGGAGGACCGAGAGGUUGUAGAUUACUCCAAAAAGGCUUGUGCUUUUCAUCUCCGAGGCCUGGCAUGCCUGCAUCUUUUUGUACAGUGCAGUAAAUGUGCUUUCUAAGAACUUACUGCCCGCAUCCAUAAGCUAUGGUAAAAAAAAAAUGUGUUUUUUUGUUAACUUUAUUUAACUAGGCAAGUCAGUUAAGAACAAUUUCUUA
This is a messenger RNA of Salvelinus sp. IW2-2015, 1777 nucleotides long. It is a transcript of the gene plin3, whose product is annotated as perilipin 3. Gene Ontology annotation, biological process: lipid storage; positive regulation of triglyceride storage. The record is from RefSeq and is a predicted model, not a curated record. Gene Ontology annotation, cellular component: lipid droplet; cytosol. Lineage: Eukaryota; Metazoa; Chordata; Actinopteri; Salmoniformes; Salmonidae.